Archocentrus centrarchus (flier cichlid) is the source of this 1120-nucleotide messenger RNA. It is a transcript of the gene samd12, whose product is annotated as sterile alpha motif domain containing 12. The record is from RefSeq and is a predicted model, not a curated record. NCBI's taxonomy places the organism in Eukaryota, Metazoa, Chordata, Actinopteri, Cichliformes, Cichlidae. Gene Ontology annotation, biological process: cell surface receptor protein tyrosine kinase signaling pathway. Gene Ontology annotation, molecular function: protein binding. Gene Ontology annotation, cellular component: cytoplasmic side of plasma membrane. The transcript is spliced from 5 exons. The coding region runs from base 94 to 618 and encodes 174 amino acids.
UAACACACCAAACAAGGUACAAUGAGCGAGCGUUGAGUUUUACAUUUCGCCUGAUCCCUUUGCCAGUGAUGCCCAAAUCUGUGGAGUAGCACAAUGGCCGUGGAAGCUGUUCACUGCAACCUGAGCCAGAAUGGCAUCGACCACCAGAUGUGCCAGGAGGAUGUGACGUCACAGCUGGAGGAGGAGGACGAGUCCGUGGACGCGGGGGCUGUCCUGCUGGAUGACGACAGCACAAGCUACCAGGACGUCAGCCCUCCUAGGUAUCAGCGGCGCUCCCCGCCUCACCGGUCGGUCUCUGAGUCAGAGCUGACCCGGACGGGAUAUGUGAAGCUGUCCAAACCAGUGGCCCUGUGGACCCAGCAGGAUGUGUGCAAAUGGCUGAAGAAACACUGUCCCAAUCAGCACCAGAUCUACAGCGACUCAUUCAGGCAGCAUGACAUCACAGGGCGGGCUCUGAUGAGACUGACGGACAGAAAGCUGGAAAGAAUGGGUAUCAUGCAGGAAGCGCAGAGGCAGCACAUCCUGCAGCAGGUCCUGCAGCUUCGUGUCCGGGAGGAAGUCCGGACUCUUCAGCUUCUCACACAAGCCUCUCUGGAGUGCACUCCGUCUUCACCAUAGAUUGAUGGAGAAGGACUUCCCAGUCACAAAAAGGACGCUGACACACAUCGCCUUGUCGACAUCCACCUAGACUUCUUCCUGGACCUAUCGCAACUCUUCAUCUCGCACCUUUAGUCUCCGUCCUCUAUUUCUCCACAGACUGACUGAUCUGGAUAGAAACCCUGCUUUUCUCCCAGCCACUCCUUUGAAACCGCACAAGUUCUGACUCGCUGUUUCCUCACAGUUCAAACAAUUGCUCGUAGAGUCUGGCCAGUAGUUUCCAUUAUAGGCGCCCCAUCCCCAGUCAUUUCUGACCUUUGCAGCCAAACCUUCACCAGACCUCUCAAGCUAUGAGGGAAGUCACUCCCUCUCCUUCAAGAUAAACACAUAAGCCCCCCAAAACUCCUCUCUAGCCUUGCAGGGUCUCCUAAAAGCAUUUUAAAACAGAGUAAAUUUCUGCUUUGUGGUUGGACAGUAAUAUUAUUGUCUGUGCUUUUAAGGAUCUUAUCCCAGUACGCCCCCC